This is a messenger RNA of Seriola dumerili (greater amberjack), 1155 nucleotides long. RefSeq names its product olfactory receptor 14A16-like. Gene Ontology annotation, molecular function: G protein-coupled receptor activity. The transcript has a single exon. Bases 1 to 1155 code for a protein of 384 amino acids. Gene Ontology annotation, cellular component: membrane. The record is from RefSeq and is a predicted model, not a curated record. Lineage: Eukaryota; Metazoa; Chordata; Actinopteri; Carangiformes; Carangidae. Gene Ontology annotation, biological process: G protein-coupled receptor signaling pathway.
AUGCCAUCAAUGCCUUUGAUGACUGUCACGGAGACGCACAACCUCACCGAGCAGUGCGGCUGGUUAAGCGAGGAGAACCGAACUGAGCCGCGCGUAACGGGGCAGCUGGACGCUGCCAGCUGCCUCUUCCUGUCUAUAAUCCCCAAUGAACAUGCAGUUCCAGUGCUGAUAUGCAUCUUUGUGUCGCUGACUCUCUUCUCAUUUCUGGUUAAUGGUCUUACUCUGUUCGGGCUCGGACGGUCCGAGGACCUCUCCUGGGAGCCGCGUUUUGCUUUCCUGAAGAAUCUGAUUUUGAGCGACCUCAUUCAGACCGCCACCUUAAGUCCGGCGGUCAUCCACUCAUUAGUCCAUCGCCGGACAAUGGCGUUCAACACCUGGUGUUACGUCCAGUACUUUGCCGGGACCGCAAGCAUUUUCUCCAGCCUCGUCACCAUCACUUGCAUGGCGCUGGAGCGCUACCUGUACGUGUGCCACGCCAUCCACUACUUGGUCAUCCUCACUCAGGUGCGCCUGUGGCUAACCCUGAGCCUUAUUUGGGUCUACUCCAUCUCCGUCAGCAUCGUCAACAUGGUGUUGCUGCACAUGGGCAGGGAGCAAAAGAAUGACCCGAUCACCAGGGGGCUACUGUGCGAGCCGGACAUGAUGGAGCAGCACAUGGGGUUCCCCCGUGUCUCAGCCGUUUUUCGCAAAGUCGUGGGCUCAUUUACUCUGCUGCUGUGCCUGCUGGUCUACGCCUUCUCCUACUUGAGGAUGUACCGGGACGCGCGUAACGCAGUGAUACCGUUCAACGCGGUCAACACCACGGCUCGCAAGACUGUGAUGUUCUACUGCGGCAUGCUGUUCCUGCAGCUGCUGCCGCUGCUGCUUAAAGUCGCCUCUGACGCGCUGUGGGAGGUUGAGGGGACAGUGGCUAUGACGGCACUGGCAUCUGAGGGCACCAGCAUGAUGGAGACGACUCCCUCGGCCACUGCGGUCGUGCUCCACAUGUCCCUGCUUAUGAUGCUUAUUGUACCACCCUGCAUUAACCCGCUGGUGUACGGGCUGAGGAGCGCGGAGAUGAGGCAGGCGCUGCGGAGCCUGUUCCGGUGGUGGAUGGAUAAGAGGGUGCGAGGAGUGGAGGGGAUAAGAGUCCGAGAGGUUGUGCGUCCAAACUGA